AUGAGUGUCGCAUUCGAGCCUCGUAACUUUAUUCAUGAUGGGAGCUAUCCUCCCAUCGGCGACGACCACGAUCAUGGUGCGGAUCAAAGAUUUACAGACAGUGAUGUCGCCGAGCAACUCAGUCAUUACACGACCGAGGCGUCCAUGCUUCCGGAUACCACAGGCGUUCUUGGAGAUGAUAGAGGGAUGAUGCCAGAGGAUGCUGCUGCUGUCCAGGAAGCAACGCGACUCGACCUAGGACCCCACUCGUUUCCGUCCCCGAUCGAGGAUGCUUUGCAAGCACCAUCACUCGACCCUCUACCCGACGACAAAGAUCUUUCCCCGAGUAUCGAAUCUCCUCCUCCCUUGUCUUCUCGAGUGAAGUCCAUUCCAAAGCCCGAGAGAGAUGCGGUCAAGGGUGCUGACGGCAAGUUUCACUGUACCUUGGAUGACUGUAAGGAAGAAGUCCGAGUAUUUUCGCGCAAAUGCGAAUGGAACAAGCACAUGGACAAGCAUGAACGACCGUACCGAUGCCCUGCUGAGGGAUGCGAAAAUCUCCCCGGUUUCACAUACUCUGGCGGUUUGCUUCGGCAUGAACGAGAGGUUCAUGGCAAGCAUGGAGGACCCAAGAACACGGUCAAUUGUCCUCAUCCCAACUGUAAGCGACACACCGGCAAGGGAUUCUCAAGACAAGAGAACCUGAAUGAGCACCUACGCCGGGUUCAUACCAAUCCUGAUGGGUCUACUCCUACCGAAAUCGUUCAAUCACCCGGGGAUAACGACAGCGAAAAGACGGGCAUGAAGCGCAAACGCCACUCCAGCGAACAGGCCACUGAGGAACUGACCGAACUCAGAGAAGAAGUCAAACGCCUGAAGGAGGAGAAUGAGAAGCUGAGGGCUGAGAUGAACCAAAACUCCCAACAUUCUCUGUCUAUGAUGGCCCAGAUCGCCGAGUUGCAAGACGCUCUGCGUGAAGGUCUCGGACAUCCCCUGGGAGCUCCCACUGCGCAGAUGAUCUAG
Messenger RNA from Fusarium fujikuroi IMI 58289, 999 nucleotides. RefSeq lists its product as uncharacterized. The transcript has 2 exons. Lineage: Eukaryota; Fungi; Ascomycota; Sordariomycetes; Hypocreales; Nectriaceae. Gene Ontology annotation, biological process: regulation of transcription by RNA polymerase II. The coding region runs from base 1 to 999 and encodes 332 amino acids. Gene Ontology annotation, cellular component: nucleus. The record is from RefSeq and is a predicted model, not a curated record.